UCUCCUUUCAUUUAUAAUGCAUCACUGCCGAACAUGCAAAGUGCCUUUGGAUGAGCCACAAAAUAUCCCUGCAAAAGCCAGGAUGUCCUAUUGGUGUGGUUAAUUACAUUGGAUGCAGUCACAGUGGCACACAUUCCAGCCUAAAAUUAUGGAAAUCAUCCCACAGGUUUGCUCCACACAUCAGGAAAAGUGCAGCAGAAUGAUAGGUGUGUCAGAAAGUAUGUCACAUCUGCUUUUUCUGUAAAUCCGAGCAUCCAAUCAGAAGAAUUUUGCACUCCUUCAUAGAAGGCGACACAGACUUAUAUGCCCUGCAAGAUAUUUUAAUCACGUGAUCUCCGCUGCAAAUUCACCUCCUCCACCUCUGUUUUGACGCACAGAAAAUUCGCUGCUCCAUGCUCUUCUGAAACUGUAAUCAUAAAUGUGAUGAUUCUACCGCGUGUGGGAGGAGCUACUGUUCAAAGCUCUCAGUCUCAUCACUAUAUGGGAGCUUUGACUGUAUGUCUGUAUAUCUCAUACAGUCAAUGCAUGGAAGACAUGGAUGAGGCUGAGAGAUCAGGUUUAUCUAAUUUGAAGAGCUCCACAAAAGCGUCUGUAAUCAUGUCUCCAUGUCUGGGGGUCAUGAGAUCAUUUAGAGACUCACCCAGUACGAUGAGCUUCACCAUCUACUGCUGGAGCUGCAUUUGGGUGACGGUUGCUUUCAGCGGUACUCCCAUCUCUCUGUGACCAAGUUUGCAGUUUUACAUUAGUCCCAGGAGGAAAAAAAAAUCUAUUAAAUUAAAGGAACUUAGUAAGAUUUUCCUCAUUCAAAUUAGAAACAUAUGAUAAAGUUUAGGAGGAGAAAGAUCCACUCCAACAUGUUGGUUUUGGACUCCACCUGCUGAUCACGUCGUCAGCACCUCAUAGGCCGAAGCUCUUGAUUGAUCGACACGAUGCUUCUUCUUCACCAAAGUUCAGAUAUUUAAACUGUUGACAUGCUGGGAUGCCCAAAUCAUGACACGACGCCCGACGCUCAAAACAGGCCGCUGGACCUCCGAUAGUGAUGUACAUCGACUUCACAUUAAAACUGGAUGCCCCAGACAUGCUAAUUGCAUUCUAUGUAAUUACAGGUCAAGUCAUUAGGUAAAAAAAUUAUAAUAUAUAUAUACAUAUAAAUAUGUAUAUAUACACACACACAUAUGAACGCAAGUAUGCAUUACGUGACUUCACAAAGCAUUCAUGCAAACUGACAUUUAAAGUAAAAACAUGACAUUCAGAUCUACUGCAGCGAGGUCAGAAUGUCACAGGGAAUGGCAUUAAUACAGAAGGCUCUCUGCAUUAUCCUCGCCCAAAAAUAUUACACUACCUGUAAGAACAAGACAAAAAAAAGCAUCACUUGAUGUUUUCAGCCUGUGAAAAUGUGUUAAGCUGUGUGAGAGUCAGAGUGAAAUGUUGGCAAAUGGCACAAACAUGCAGGCAGAAACACACACUUGCAUAAUUUUACAAACUGAUCUCACAUAAAAUGUGGCGUGCAGCAAAAACAUUUGGCGUGAUUUGACCUGAUUUCCAAUGACGGGACAUUCUUUAGUAUCUAAACACACAUGCGCACACGUAUGCACACCACUUUGUCCUGCUCUCAUUCUCCUUCAAGCUUCUCCAUUGUUCACCAGCACUGAAACCCACCGAGCUUCUCAUCUUCUCUCUUUCCAUCUCUACACAUUUUUGACAGCAGCCGGGCGAAUCAAAGCUCCCACUCUCUCAUGCAGACGGAGCGUGCUUUAUUACCCGCACAAGUGGAGGCAUCGUGCCGCAGUUUGCUAAAACUAAUGUGGCUUUAGUAACACACCGCUGCCCGAUCAAAUUAGUUUGCUUAUUGUUGUGUUUCAUAGCGUUCCUGUGAAGACUACUAUUCAAAGAAAUCUUGAGAUUAGCUGUGAGGCAUGAUGUCAUUAGGAUCGUCCUUCACAUUGCUUCAUUAUGAGUGUCUGCAUUUGCUGUCUCGUCAGACUCAUCUGUGAAUUUGGGAGCAUUACCAUCAACGAUGAGCACUUAACCUGCACAGAAAACCGCACUGCAGCAGCGUUUUCUCCGUCUGUCUGUUCCCUCCAAAUAAUCUUCCCGCGCUGCAUCCCUCUCUCCUCCAUCAUUGUAUUCUCCAUUAUGUGCUUCGAGAAAAUAUUUUGUUCUUUUGCCUACAAACAAUUACAAAGCAGAAUGAAUGCUUGCCUCGUUGCCCUUCUGGAGCAGAGCUUACAGCAAAGCAUCGGUAUUCAUCUUUGCGUCUAUGUGUGGGGGGUUAAAAAGAAAGGAAAAAAAAUCAGAGCAGCAGUGAGGAAGGAGAAUGAAAGCAUUGCGUCAUGGGGGUGUGUUUGAGCAGGAGGAGGAUGAGCCGGUUAUCAGUCAGUGACGCCAGUCGCACACGUGUGUUGGCUGUGGCUGGGAGGACAUUAGACAGUGCUAACCUGUCUGAGGAGAGCUGAGGAGGAAGCCGCAGUUCCCCUGCGCUGACCAAAGGCAGGCGUUCAUGUGUGUGUGUGUGUGUGUUUGUGUGAGGCUGCAUGAGCUGCAACCAGAGUGGCUGGUGAAUAAUGCAGACAGGGGAACCGAGUUUGAGUAACAUGCACCAAGCCGGUUUAAUAAUGCAUUGUGCCGGUAACAAGCUCUGCGUUAGUUAGUCGUUCUGGAACCUGUAGCUGCUUACCGCCUGCCUGACAGCCUUUCCGCCUGACUGCUGGACUCCUGGUCAACUCAGAAGAUGUCUCACUACCAUUUUAUUAAAUGUUGUUGUUUCCAACUAUGUAACGUCUUCCGCCAGAACAUGGAGAUCGACCAGUGUCUGCUGGAGUCUCUCCCCACUGGCCAGCGCCAGCGGCUGGUCAGAAGGAUGCGCUGUGACCAAAUCCGAGCGUACUACGAGAGAGAGAGGAGCCUCCAGAGGCAGCAAGCUGGAACCAAAGUUCGAGCUCCAGCCACUCUUUGCAAGAGGAACCGUGUCCGCUUCAGACCUGCUGAUGUUUUACAGGACGCCAUCAUACAUCAUCAUGACAAAGAAGUGCUGAGGCUCCUGAAGGAGGGGGCAGACUUCAACACCUCUAUUUCCUCUGAGGGAUCCCUGCUCCACCUGUGCGCCCGCCAUGACAAUGUGUUUGCAGCAGAGCUACUGAUCGAGCGGGGCCUGAAUGUCAACCGGCAGGAUGAAGACCUUUGGACAGCUCUGCACGUCGCGUGUGCGUGUGACCAUGCAGACACAGUGCUGCUGUUGUUGAUGGCUGGGGCCAACAUUCUGCUGCAGGACGUCAAUGGAAACAUUCCUCUGGAUUAUGCCUCCGAGGGGACAGAGACCAGAUACAUCCUCCAAAAAUAUUUGGAAGAAAAUGGUGUAGAUGUGACUUCAUUGCACACCAUGAAGACACAGAGGCCCAACACCAUGUUGGCUGAUGUGAAACAGCUUGUAGCCUCUGGGGGGAGCUUGAAUUUGCCCAAUGAGGAGGGGGUCACAUUGCUCCACAUUGCGUGCGCCAGCGGUUACCGGGAGGUGGUGUCUGUGUUACUGAAGAACGGAGCGGACCCUCAUCCUGCUGACUGCAACUUUUGGACCCCCCUCCAUUUGGCGGCUAGAUUUGGACAGACCAGCAUCGUUAACCAGCUUGUAAAGCACGGAGCCGACCCAACUUUACUGAACUGCAACCAAGACAAACCAUCCGAUGUCGCCGUGUCAGAGCACAUAGCAACCAUCCUGCUGGACGCAGAGGAGAGCUGGCUCCAGAGGCUGAAAGACCCGUCUACCCCUGUGCCGCGCACUGACCACAGCUACGAUGGCGGGUCUUACGACAUCGACACCCCCCUCAAAAGCCUGAACCCCCUGGGUGUUUCCAUUUCUAAGCGGGACAGUUUUCUGGAGAAGUGCACCAUGUUCAGGGAGGCGGGAGGUGCCUUGAGUCGACACCCCUCUCAGGAUAACGGCCUGGAUGGCCCCUUAAACUCUGGACCCAGUAAACUGGAGCAGGUCAAGCUGAUGCCUCCAGCUCCAAACGAUGAUCUGGCAUCUCUCAGUGAGCUGACGGACAGCAGUCUCCUCUACGAGAUGCAGAAACGCUUCAGCAACGACCAAAUCUACACUUACAUCGGACACAUCCUUCUUCUAAUAAAUCCAAACAAAGAACUGCCCAUCUAUUCCACUCUGGUGAGUCAGCUGUACCUGAGCUCCACCGGUCGUCUCUGCUCCUCUCUGCCUCCUCAUAUCUUCUCCUCGGCAGAGAGAGCUUUCCACAUGAUGCUGCAGGAGAGGCGGCCGCAGUGUUUUAUCCUGAGCGGUGAAAGCGGAUCUGGGAAAAGCGAAGCUUGUAAGCACAUCGUGAGACACCUCACAGCCCGCUCCUGCUCCAAAGGCUUUGUGUUGGAGCCCAGAAUGAAACAUGUGAACUGCAUUCUGGAGGCUUUUGGUCAUGCUAAAACUCCCAGGAAUGACAACUCGAGCCGCUUCAUCAAGCUGUUGACCGUCCAGUACUGUGAGAAGAGGGAGACCAUGCUCAGUGCUCAUGUCUGCACCUACAUGCUGGAGAAGUCCCGCCUGGUCCAUCUCCUCCCCCAGCAACACAACUUCAGAAUCUUCUACCUGAUGGCCGAAGGCCUUUCACCUGAGGAGAAGAGCGUGCUUUACAUGAACAAUGUGCUGGCUCACAGGUAUCUCAGUGGAGGCGUUCCAAAAGAGGUCGCUCCUGUAGCCACAGCUUCUGCUCAGAGCAGAGAACAUCUGGCUGCUGUCAGACAAUCCCUGAGAGCUCUGGGUUUCAACAAGCAGGAGGUGGAGUCGGUCUUCAUGCUGUUGUCUGCUGUCCUCCAUAUUGGAGACCUGAGUUUCACCACACUGACAGAUGCUAAUACAGCAUUCCCCUCUGACUUGCAGCUCCUGGAGAGAGUUGCCGCAUUACUGCAAGUGUCCUCCGGCGAUUUGGGCGCUGCCCUCACCUCUGAUGUUCAGUACAUUAAAGGUAAUUUGAUGACCCGACAUCACACAGUAGAGAUGUCAGAGCUGUACAGAGAUCUGCUUGCUAAAGCCAUCUAUGGGCGACUCUUCAGCUAUCUAGUCAACUGUAUCAACGAAUACUUGCAGGGACAAGACGACAGUCCUGGCAAUCCUUCCAUGGAAAUUGGAAUCUUGGACAUUUUGGGGUUUGAAGAGUUUCAGAAGAAUGGAUUUGAGCAGCUGUGCGUGAACAUGACCAACGAGCGGCUGAGGCAGCACGUCUCUGAGGUGCUGUUCCGGCAGGAGCAGGCGGAGUGCAUUCAAGAGGGCAUUUCCAUGGAGAUGCCCUGCUCCCCCAGCAACCACCCCGCCGUUGUGGACUUCUUUCUGCAGAAGCCCCAGGGACUGCUGUGUGUGCUGGAUGAGGAGAGUCAGAGCUUACGGCCCGCGGAGCAGACCCUCUUCAAGAGGCUGUCGGCCCAGCUGGACUCUACUCCCCUCCACGGCCUCUCCAUCACCACCAAGGAUGGAAACGGCAACCCGCCUCCAAAAGACCAAGGCCCGGCCUUCAUUGUCAGCCACUAUGCAGCGCAGGUGUCAUAUGACCUGACGGGAUCGCUGGCAAAAAACAAGGAUUCUCUUCCUCAGAAUCUCCUGUUUACGAUGAAGUCCAGUGAAAGUGUGUUACUGCAGCAGCUCUUCCAGUCCAAGCUGACUCAGACCGGUUCUCUGGUGCUGUCAGCCCCGGGCCGCUUGGGCCUGAGAGGCUCUAAGGCAGCGUUGUUGCUCCACAAAAUGCCAACCACCGCCCUUGUCAAUGCCACUGCAUCCAUCCCCCGACAGCCACGGAGAUACCAAGAUCUUUCAAAGAUUCUAAAGAAAAAGGGUUCGAGUUCUUUUGUGCAGCGGCUGGAGCGCUGUGGGCCCGUCACGGCGGCUGUACAGCUCAGGAACUCCCUUGCAGAAGUGAUGUGUAAACUGCAGUCUUGCACUCCUCAUUAUGUGGAGUGCGUGCGCCCCAAUCCCAGCGGUCAGUCAGACAACUUUGACAGCUUCCACGUGUCGACACAACUGCAGUACAUCGGUGUGCUGGACAUGGUGCGCAUGAUCCGUUAUGGAUACCCCGUCCGCCUGUCCUUUACAGCCUUCCUCAGCAGAUAUAAAGAUCUCGCCGUCCCGACUUUGGGAGAUAAAAAAAAGCUGUCGGCCGAGGAUAGAUGUCGGUGUGUUCUGCAGCAGUCAAAGCUCCAAGGAUGGCAGAUUGGCACCAGCAAAGUGUUUCUGAGAUAUUGGCAGGCAGACCAGCUCAAUGACCGCUGCUACCAGUUUCAUAAAAAGAUCAUCACCUGUCAGAAGGUGAUCCGAGGCUGGCUGGCCAGACAGCUAGUUCGUCGCAAGCUCUCACUACACCACAAAGAGGACUGCAGCGUGCAGCGCUUCCUGCAGGGAGCAGAAGACAUGGGCCUGCAAACUUAUGACCAGCUUGUCAUCCAAAAUGCCGCAGACAUUGCACGAGAGAGCGACCGUCUGCGCAGCCAAGGCAGAAGCACGGUUAGCAUAGGUGGCAGCAGUCCACCACUCGGUGAGAGGCCGGAACCGGUGGGCAAGGAGGAGGAUCAGCCAGUCAGGAGGAUGGUGGAGAAGAGCGGAAAGGUCAACGAGGGCCACGCUAACACGGGAUGUCGACUUAUUCGCCACUUCCGCUCCAGCUCUGGGCCAACCCCCCUCGCCAUGGACAACAUGGUUCAUUUCACAGCCAGUCCACCCAUCAAACCUGCCUUGCAGCAAGUAGUGACCCAAAGCAGCGAUGAUGGAGCAGGCAGCAUCAAUCUCUCCUCUCCUCGAAAGCAGCCUCCUCCCAAGCCCAAGAGGGACCCCAACACCCGUUUGAGCGCCUCUUAUGAAGCAGUCAGUGCUGGGUUGACAUUGGCUGCCAAGGAAAGCUCAACCCCUGAGGGGUAUGCCUCACCAUCUGGAAGUCCUCCUAAAUCCCAGCUAUCUCCCACUGACCCAGCAGCUUCAAAGCCCCGCCCUCAUAGUGAUGACUACACAACAAUGCGAAAAGUACCACCACCCAAACCAAAGCGCAGCCCUAACACAAAACUGACUGGCUCGUACGAGGAGAUUAACGCUGUAGCAUCCCAACUCCACCAGCUGCGCCCUGCUGAUGUAAAGCUGGCCCUGCUUUCUCGUGGUGGGGGAUUUGGAGGCUUGAUGCAGAGAGCUGCCUCUCUGGAUGCUCCUCAAGGAGUGGCUUUGAGCCUGUACAAGAACCAUGACGAGGAGGACAUUUACAUAGAAAUGAUGGGAUCUCAGCCGCGGGCUCGUAGUCUCCAGGAGCCCCCUGACAGCCCAGACAUGGCAGACUCGGAGGCUGUAUACGAAGAGAUGAAGUACCUUCCUGCUGAAGAAAAUGGAACUGCUGCAGUUACCAAAGCAGCCAGGCUUGAGGCUUUAACUUUGGGUUUGGUGGGACUGGGAACAUCUCCUCAGAGAACGGAGACCAAACGAACAGUGGUUGGGGGGACUUCUUUAGGGGACGUAGCUCAGAACACAUCUAAUGCUGGAACUUCCAAAAGUCAAUCUGGGAAAGAGGGCAACUGUGAAAUUCCUGCUCCUUUCCCCAACUUGCUUCCUCACCGCCCACCUCUCUUGGUGUUUCCACCUUCUCCGGUCACCUGUUCUCCUGCCUCAGAUGAGUCUCCGCUCACCCCAUUAGAGGUCAAAAAGCUGCCAGUAUUUGAGACAAGCUUGAACUAUGCCACUGGCCCAGAUAGCCCCCUGUCCCCACAGUUUAUCCGGCAGAGAGCUGACUCCUCUCCAAGCCUCACAGUCCUUAUGCCAGAAAAGAAGUCUACACCUCCACUCACUCCUCCACCACAACCUCCUCCUCCAAGUGCCCUUCCUCCUCCCUACAGACCUCCUUCCCACUUUCCCUUCCCACCUGAAGCCAGCUUCCUUGCACAGAAUCGAGCGGCAUCGAUCCCCAGCUGCUCAGAUUCCCCCAAAACAUCCUCACAAAGGCCAUGUGGGGAGCCCCUGGGGAAGCCACCACCCUAUUCUCCCGUGAAGGCGUCUCGACCUGAGCCAAGAAGAGCCCACUCCUGUUCCUCCUCCCCCCUUCUAUUUAACCCAGCCAAUGGGAGACCCCUGACUAGCCCCUUGGAUGAACUCAACACUCUUUUCAGCUCUGGACGCAGCCUACUGAGAAAAUCCACAUCUGGACGCAAAUCCAGAGACGGAGGUUUCAACUCCAAUAUCAAUCUGCCAGGAAGAGAAGAAUGUGGCUCUGCACCCACCUCCCCAUCUUUGCUGCAGGACAAGAAUGCCAACAACCACUCUCUCCACUCCCCAAGCCCCAUCACCAUAGAAAAUGGCAAUCAGAUCUCAAACGGGUCACUGGAGGAUGAGAGUCACAGCAAGUCAAACUCCAGCACUUCUCUGCACCGACACAUGGACAGCCACCACACUCAGCAGGUGUUCCAGAGGCUACGUCUGUCCAACGGAGAUGAGAGUGCCGCCCUGAGGGAGCUUCUGAACUGGCGGCGAGCGCAGUGUGAGGGGCGGACUGACUGGAGGCGUCGGGCAUCUCAGUCCCCACCUCUGCCCCCCACACUACUCUGGACCAACAGGAAGGCCUCUCCGUGACCGAGGUCGUGUUUUACCAUCCCGCCUAUGGCCGACGGCGCUCCCCCGUCCCUUCGUCCUCAGCCAAACUUGCACUUGCUCUUAAUGGGUUACUUUUUUUGUUUAUUUUAUGUUUUAUUUAAAUUUGGGACAGUGACUUCAGCUCUAAUGGACAAUGCUGCAGCUUCAAGCCCAAAAGAAUCAACCUCUCGUCUUUGCACUUGACUGUGGAGGUUACCCCAACAGAAAUGACAGAAACCCAGCGUGUCAUUUUGAUAUGACAGUGUGGCAUUUAAUUACUUUUAAAUCAAGCCAACAGAAUCAUACACGAUCACUCUUCUGUCCAUUCACAGGGCAGAAAUGCGCCCUUACUCCCACAGUCUGUCAACAUACAGGUGUAUUAUGUGCUCAUAUCAUGUUUACAGAUCAGGUUUUUUCUAUGUUGGCGUUUACAUGAUUUAGAAUCUAAUUAAAUGCCAAAUGGGGAUGAGGAUUGUGUGAAAAAAAAAUGUAACAACUCCCUCCCACAAUGAGUGUUGUGUUUGGAUCAAGUACUGUAUUAACAAAAGAGACAAAUGGAAGUUAAGAAUCCCACCCAAGUAUUUAUUUCAUCCCCUGUGUGGUAAAGGUGAAGAUCUUUGAGUUUAAGAGCAACACAGCUGCAUUCUGUAUGGCUGAUGAUGAAUGAAUAUCCUUUUCUUCUCUAUGUCAUGAUGCCCUGCUGAAUUAUCCUCUUAAGAUGCGGUGCUGAAAAUACCUGACGUGCUGCCCUGUGAUGUCUCCACGAGCUUAAGCGUGUGCACAGGAUUGUCAGACACCUGAUGUUUACAACCAACGCCUUGAAAAACCUUCAGGUUCUUACAGUCAGGCUCGGAAAGGGGAUCACCUAACAACUCAUGUUUGGGCCCUAAGUGCCGUCCUGGCAGAGAGGGAACAGGGGUCAAGGUGACCUCGCCAUCAUAUCAAGGUGCAUUUCCUCUGGUGUUUUCACCAGCCUUUGAGGAACAAGUCCCUGUGGCCAAUGUACAAACCAAUGUACUCAUCUUUAAGAAAACGUCAAAAUAUAAUGCUGAGAAAUCAGAGCAUGGACAGGGCGGUGUGAAGUUCUUGAGGUAAACUCUGUGCCAAAGUGAAAAAACAGAUUCAGACAUAGCGUUUGAUGCAGAAGGGUCUGGGACAAAAAAACACCAAAUUAUAGAAUUUACCACAAAUUAGUGGUGAUUCUAUGAGCACCCAAGCAGUUCACACGUCAGUAGAAAGACAAUCUACUUGUCCAAAAUAGAAACCUCAUUGUCAUUUGUCAAUAGCUGGUCAAGUUUGUGUGUUUGUUGUCGUUCAGGAGAUUUCACACAGUCGGACUUGAACACUGUACUGAUCCUUCCACUGUGGUCUCUUCCUUCCCUCUUUUACCACACCAAACUGAACUUCUGAUAGAUUCCCUUGGUGGAGGAAACCCAUUGUAGUUUGUUUCCAAUGUUGACCACAAUGUAAAUAGUGACCGAUGUUAAAGUCUGCAUUUAUUAUCGAAGAAAAGCACAGAAAAUUGAAAAUAGCAAAAGGAAGAGUUGAGAUAAUGCUGUCUAUAAGGGUAAAACUGAAUUUUAAGAAUGUUUUGGGUUUGAUGCAAUGACUAAGUAACAAAAAAGAUGUUUAUUUUAAAAUGUGAACAUGUUGGUUUUUAUUUUUAGAGUGACAUGUGUGUGAAAUUCUUACUCUAUUUAAUAUUAUGUGUUAAUUUUUGUCUCAAUUUUCAUUUCCUCUGAUGCAAGCCAGGUGUUUCCAAUGUGCCCGGCUCUUUUAUUGCACAACAUUUAUGUGUUGUUGACCUCAGCAAUGGACUAGUAGUGUCUUUGCAAACCAAUCUGGGAGGAUUUGGCUUCUAUUGUUGGAACAGAAAAUAUCAAUAACCCCAAAUGAUUCCUCAUUUCCCCAAUCUAUCUGAUUGAUCAAACCUUACAAAUUAGCAGCCCUGUUGCAAGAUCAAUAUAAGCUGUUGUCUGCAUGUGAAGAUGCGCAAAAAAAGAAAUAACCAGUGAUGUUCAUAUCAGAGAUGUUGCACUUGCUGAGCAGCAUUUUUGAAGGACUUGAUGCAAGCUUUAAUUUCAAAACAUAUGUGCAUUGCUAAAAUCGUUUUGUAGCGUAUCUUUGAGUCAUGCUUUUGUAUCCAACACUACAUAAUGUGAAUCAUGUCUUCAGAAGAUAUAUAUGCACUUCAUUUUUCAAAAAGAUGAAUAUCAACAAAGCAACAGUUCUGCAAUCCGUGUCUUGUGUACAUAGAGCACUGCCUUGGUUCUGUAACUGAGAAUCAACUCUGUUUUUUGAAGGAUUUUAGCCUAAAGGUAUGGUUUCAGUAUUUGUACUGAAGCUAAAAAAGAGGAACCCUUUUCAAACUCAUUCGACACAGCAGUUGUGUUUUCUGCACAGCCACACUCAGAAGUAAAAUGUUGGAUUUGUAAACAGCAUUUAUUCAUUAGUCUAAAAAUAACCUGACCAAGAUCCCAUAGCUGGGAAAUGUUACUUUUUGUUUGUUUGUAAUGGACUUUGUUGCAAACAUUAAAAAAAACUAUUGACCACAGCCAAGUAAAGCUGCUUUUAGACAUCAGUUUAAAAAUUACUGUAGCCAACUACUAUUAGUCAGUUUUGCUUUAACCCUUAAACACCGGAGAUGUCACCAACGACACCUAAACAACACACUUUGGCAUACCGUAACUCUUUGAUCGUUCAUGUCAUCAACGUGAAUAAGCCGAUUCUGGCGCCACUUAUUUCCUCCCACUGUCCAAAAACAUGCUUCAUAGGUUAACUGGUUACUCUAAUUUGUCCUUAGGUGUGAAUGUCAGAGUGCAUGGGUGUGUGAUUGUGGCCCUGCGACAUACUGGCCACCUGUCCUGGAUGUCCCUUCCUUUGCCCACGAGUGGCCAGGAUAGGCUCCAGCAACCCUGUGACCCUGAAAGUGACAAAGCGGAAUAUGAAUGAAUGAAUGAAUAAAUGCAUGUGUAAGCACCUCACUACUUUAAAGAGUGGCAUAGUCUACUUGUCUCCGCUUUGGAAUCUGCUGGAAUUAUGUUAAUUGCAUAAAUGGUUGAGGAGAUACGGUAGCAGAAAGAAUGUCAACACUGGAGCUAAAGCUCCGGGGUAAAAGGGUUAAGCUACCUGCACUCUUUGCAGUGACAAAGCUACACUUUUCCAUGUUACAUUUAAGUAGCAAAUCCUAUAAAGUACACAAUAUGACAAAACAGAAAUCACAUUUGAGUUUACUGUACAGUUGUCCCUCGUUUAUUGCAGGGGUUACAUUCUAAAGAUAACUAGAUAAAAUCUGCAGAGUAGGAUUAUAGUUGUCUUAGGGCUGGAAAGCCCCACACUACACACAUUUCUCAGACAGACAUGAACAUUUUCACACUUUCCUCUCUAGUUUAAACUCCCAAAGUUCAAACCUCCAUACAAAAAUAAGUCCAGUACUUCAGAAUAAACAAAGAUCUGCUCGUGUUUGAAGAUUUUGGCAAACUGAACGCAUUCUACACCGGAGACACUGCACGAAGAAGAUUGAUGAAGAAGGUCAGCUGCCAAUCAAGACGAAGAACACAAUACGCUGUUUAAAAAAAAAAGCCUGCAAAAUAAUCAGCAAAAGGUGAACCGCCAUGUAGCGUGAGACCACUGUACAGGAGAAGGCAUACAUUUCAUAUAUUUCUCAUGACAGGAAGUUGCAAAUAUUGCUAAUAUUCUAUCAGCAAGCAGAAAAUCUAACCUUGAAAAAGGUAAAUAAACUGUAUGAUUCGUUAAUUUGAUUUACAUAAAUAAAAGCUUAGAAAAAUUACCAAUUAAGGCAAGACAACCCUUUUUUUAAUCUAGCAUUAGCCAGCAUUAAGUUUAAAACAAACUGUAAAACAAGAAAGAAAAUUAAAAAUUGUAGAGUAAUCACUAAUAUUUGACUAACUUUACCACCUCUAAUACAAAAGCAGCAUUUGUUAUUCAUGUAAUUGAGAAUCUUGUUAGUCAUGCAUUUUUAAGCUUCCUAAAGGUCAUGAAAUGAGGACAUACUGAUGCUUUUUACCUUGCAUGGAUCAAUAUGAUGAGCCUCCAUAUAGUAUUCUCAUGUUACUAGUUAAAUAUAUAAUGUGAAGAAUUGCUUCCCACCAUGCUGUCAAUGACUGCACCCCCCCUUCAUAUCCUGUCAACAUUCAACCACUCGAAGCGUCAGCAUCACCACAGAUGAACCUCAGUGGAUACGCACUGUCACCACCAUGCCACACAGCUGGUCACAUUCCUGCAAAUUUAUUUUUCUCUGACAGAAAUCACUUUUCUCUGCUCUGAGAUCAGCUUUCUGGUGCUAAAGUCAGUGUAAAAAAAAAAAAAAAAA
Oryzias latipes (Japanese medaka) is the source of this 12923-nucleotide messenger RNA. It is a transcript of the gene myo16, whose product is annotated as myosin XVI. Gene Ontology annotation, biological process: phosphatidylinositol 3-kinase/protein kinase B signal transduction; negative regulation of G1/S transition of mitotic cell cycle; neuron projection morphogenesis. NCBI's taxonomy places the organism in Eukaryota, Metazoa, Chordata, Actinopteri, Beloniformes, Adrianichthyidae. Gene Ontology annotation, cellular component: perinuclear region of cytoplasm; myosin complex; nucleoplasm. Gene Ontology annotation, molecular function: ATP binding; protein phosphatase binding; cytoskeletal motor activity. The record is from RefSeq and is a predicted model, not a curated record.